Messenger RNA from Mucor velutinosus, 1179 nucleotides. RefSeq names its product glycogen synthase isoform 1. Bases 1 to 1179 code for a protein of 392 amino acids. NCBI's taxonomy places the organism in Eukaryota, Fungi, Mucoromycota, Mucoromycetes, Mucorales, Mucoraceae. Gene Ontology annotation, cellular component: nucleus; cytoplasm. The record is from RefSeq and is a predicted model, not a curated record. Gene Ontology annotation, molecular function: 2-oxoglutarate-dependent dioxygenase activity; sequence-specific DNA binding. The transcript is spliced from 2 exons. Gene Ontology annotation, biological process: protein hydroxylation; positive regulation of translational termination.
AUGGCGGGUUCAACAGAUGAUGAGCUAGACAUCCAUUAUUAUGAGAUACCACCAACCUAUGAUGAGUUUCUCAAAAAUCAUCUUAUACCAAACAAGCCAUGCAUUAUUGGCCCUUCUUUCACCCGCAGUUGGAAAGCAAACAAGGAAUGGAUAGUGACAAAUGACAACAGUAAAGAGAACUUGCAGCAUCAAUCCAAGUAUAAACCUAAUUAUACACAUUUGCGUCAACAAUACGGCACCGCUCAGGGUCAAGUGGCUCGAUGUAACAAGCGCCAUUUCACUGAUCAAGAACGCACCGAAAUGCCAUUUGCUGACUUUUGCGCAAAAUGGCAGGAGGAUGAUGGCCAACCUUCGCUUGACUAUCUCAAAGAUUUGCAUCUGCAGAAAGCUUUUCCAGAUGAUAGGUUUUAUACUGUGCCUGAUUUAUUUGAAGAUGAUUGGCUGAAUGAGUAUUGGUUACAACAAAAGGGAGAUGAUGACUACAGAUUUGCAUAUUUUGGAGGCCAUACAACAUUCACGCCACUCCAUGCAGACGUCUAUAGAUCCUACUCUUGGUCCAGCAACAUUUGUGGUAUCAAAAAAUGGACCUUGUUCCCACCUGGACAGGAAUCACUAUACCAAGAUAAAUUCAACAAUGCUGUAUACGAUAUACGAGAUGUUGACUCUACCCAAUUUACGAAAUUCGAUCAAGCAAGAAAAAUAGAGGUGUACCAAAAGGAUGGCGAAACUGUGUUUGUACCCUCCAACUGGUUUCAUCAAGUAGAGAAUAUCGGUGCUACUAUCUCUAUCAAUCACAAUUGGAUUAAUGCAAGCAACCUGAUGUUCACCUAUGCAUCUUUGCGAAAGGAUUGGAAUGACUGCAAGCAUGCUAUUGAGGAUCUACAGGACACCAUGUCCCCGAUGGAAUUUUUGCAGGAAUGUCAAAAGUUGUUGAUGGUGCAUAGUGGCUGGGAUUGGCGCAUAUUCUUGAAUAUGAUGGCCCACGUGGUAGCAAACAGAGCCAAGCAACCCGAUGUCCCGGUAAAUCAGCCUGAUUUGGCGUGGCAAAUGGACCGUAUAGACGAGGUGUUGAAACAGUGGAAAGAAGACGAACAUAGAUUAAUAGAAUACUUUGAAAGCAACGAUCUAAUGACUGUCUACACACAGCUCAGAUCAGAUAUGAAUAGCAUCAGACAAUAA